Neltuma alba is the source of this 5801-nucleotide messenger RNA. RefSeq lists its product as uncharacterized. Lineage: Eukaryota; Viridiplantae; Streptophyta; Magnoliopsida; Fabales; Fabaceae. The record is from RefSeq and is a predicted model, not a curated record. Gene Ontology annotation, molecular function: histone H3K9 demethylase activity; chromatin DNA binding; transcription coregulator activity. The transcript is spliced from 16 exons. Gene Ontology annotation, biological process: regulation of transcription by RNA polymerase II. Gene Ontology annotation, cellular component: chromatin; histone deacetylase complex. Bases 126 to 5453 code for a protein of 1775 amino acids.
CAUUGUUGCUCAGCUUAAAGCUAUGAGCGUUUCCUACUCUCAGGGUUUCUCAAGGGAGAGUAACGGACGAGCCUCAUGAAUCGUUCCAGACUUUGGACGCUGCCUGGAACUGCAGUGAAGGAGUAAUGGACGAAAGACUGUCCAGUAAGAAACACCACCUCCACAGCGAGCGUGACAUGGAAAGUUCUUCUGGUGAUACUAGAUUGUCGCAGGACGAAAGGGAGUGGAAACGACCCAAAGUUGAAGGAAAUUCUGAAAAUGGGCUUGUGGGUCCUGACCGGGAUGGAGUUCAAGAUAACGAUGGUCUGAACGUCAUUCAAGAAACUGCGGGCCCUUUUCGUGAGGGGCAAGGGGAGGGCAUGAAUCCUGACGUUGAAAGUAUGGACAUUGGGUAUCCGACAGGGGGAGAACAAGUUCAGGCCGGCGGAUUUGCGGCUCAAAUUCUUCGCGAUGGAGGAAAAUUUCAAGCCGGGUACGGUGACGGUGGGAAUCAAGAUGACGUUCUCAGUCGUCAGGACGAUGCUGAUCAACCAUGGAGCAGAGAACGUACUGUUGGAAAUGGCUGUGGUGUCGCUGACGCUGGUCAAGAAGAGAGCGUGAGUAGGAGAGGAGCAUAUGUUUGUGAAAAUGACGCUGUGGGCUUCCCUGCUGUGUACGAUGAUGGAAAUUAUGAUAGUUUAAAGGAGCAUGGGUCAAAAGACGAGUGUGGCCAGCCCAAAGUAUCACAGGAAGAGAGAGUUCUCGUUGUUGAAGAGGGACGAGAGCUGUUAAAUGCUGCUAGUGAUGAGGAGGGAGGUGAAACCUUGGGCCAAUGGUUGAAAAGAUGUCAGUCGAAGAGUUCCAAGAAUAAGAAUAAACGGCUUACUUGGGGAGAAGCCAUGAAAUUGAAUGAACAAACUGUUAAUGAAGAUGUAAGUGCGGAUACAUGUGGGAAAAAGAAUGUGCUGCCUGUCGAGAUCAUUGCUAGUGACGUUGGUGCAGGCUAUCUAAUGAAUCAUUCUCAAGUAGAGAAUUUGAAAAGUGGAAAGAAGCGUGGCAGACCAAGGGGCUCAAAAAAUAAAAUGAAGAGUAAUUUGCGUGCUAUUGAUGUAGGCGCAGGUGACAUUGAAAUACCAAAGAGGCGUGGUAGACCUAAGGAAUCUAGAAAUGGAUGGAAGAUUAUUUCGUGGCAUAGGAAUGCAAAUUCAGUUGACGCUAAAGCACCAAAGAAGCGUGGCAGACCAAGGGGCUCAAAAAAUAAGAUGAGGAGUGGUGCAAGUGAUGUUGGUGUUGGUGACAUUGAAGCGCCCAAGAAGCGAGGUCAACCUAAGGGGGCGAAAAAUAAAAAGCGGAGUAUUGUCUGUGUUAGUAAUGCAGAUGUGGAUGACACUGGAACGCCGAAAAAAAGAGGUCGACCUAAGGGUUCAAAAAAUAAAAAGGGGGCGAGUGUAUCUGUUAGUAAUGAUGGUGCAAUUGACAUUGAAAUUCCCAAGAAGUGUGGUAGACCAAAAGGCUCAAAAAAUAAAAAGCUGAGUAUUGCCUGUGCUAGCAAUGCAAGUGCAGGCGACAUUGAAAACCCAAUGAAGUCUACAGUGAAGUAUGGUCAGCCAUGGAACUCAAGAAACAAGAAGAAAAAAUUGGGAGAUCAGAUAAAUGAAGAAAUGUGUGGUGAAGUUAUGUUUGUCCACAAGGCAUGUGAUAAAACUAUCGGUGUUGCAUGUUUGGAAAAUAAUUUAGCCAAUAUUGCAGAUGAGCAACAUAUAGGUUCACUUGUUCAAACUGCUGAUAAUAGAAAAAGUCGAGAAGAGGAUCUAAAGCAAAAGAUGAGUGUUCAACCACAAAGAACUACCCAUGUCAGCGAUGGGAAUAAGGAUAUGCCUUCAAAGGGCUCUAGUGAUGGUGAGGUUCUAAACGAGAAUAGCCAUGUUAAAACAAAGCAUGAUCAACCAAAGGGUAAUAUUGAAAGAAAAGAGCAUUUGACUAGAAAAUUUCCUGGAGGAUCUAAUGAGGAAAUGGUGAACAUUUGCUUGGCUAGACCAGGGAAUGAGAUCAUUACUGCUGAAGUUGAGGCAGAUAAGGAAUUUUCUAUUGGUAGAUCUAGUGAUUAUGGAUCUGAAAACAAUAUUGAUAAGGCAAAUAAUACGUAUGGCAGGCCAAAGAGCUUCAGAGACAGAGAAAAGGAGACUGUCGGGUCUCUUGAUUCAAAGAUUCAGAGGCAUGACAAUGUAGCUGAGAUAGAUGGAAGAACAUCUGCUGAAGCUUGUAGAAAUGAUAUUGAUGGGCAAAAAGUUAAGCAUAGAAAACAGAGUUUAAAAAGUAAGAAACUGUCCAUUGAGCGCUACCAAUUGAAGGGUUCAAGAGGAAAGGUGCCAACUAUUGCUGCUGAUGAAGAUGAGAGUGAAUCAGUUGGACUGAAGCACAAAUCCAGGAGGAAUGAGAGAUCAAAUAAUAAGAGAGCCCGAUCCUUACAAAGUAAGAAGAGGAUUCUUUCAGGUAGAGUGGUCAGAUACUCAAGAGAGCCAGGAAAAAAGAUGAAAACAAAACGGUUAGAAUGUGGAUCUGGCAGCAUCCAGACAAGGUCUAGCGGAAGGCUGAGAAAAUUGUCAAACCAUAAAGCAGAAUCUUCAGGCAGCAGCUUUCAGAGUAGGCGUAGUGGAAGGCUGAGAAAGUUGUCAAGCAGUGGAUUAGACUCUUCAGGGUUGAACGUUGAUUCCAGAAGGAAGAAGGGCCUGUGGAGUUUAAUGUGCCACCAGUGCUGGAGGAGCGAUAGGAGUGGUGUUGUCAUUUGUGGCAACUGCAAACAGAAGCGAUAUUGCUAUGAGUGCAUAACAAAAUGGUAUCCAAACAAAACAAGAGAGGAGAUGGAGCUUUCCUGUCCCUUUUGCCUUGGUAAUUGCAAUUGUCGGUUGUGUUUGAAAGAGGCUGUAUCUGCAGAGACCGCAAGUGUUGAACCUGAUACUGACAUCAAUUUGCAAAAGUUGCUUUACUUGCUCAAGAACAUUCUGCCUUUACUCCAGCGUAUCCAACAAGAGCAGAGAUCAGAAAUGGAAAUAGAAUCUAGCUUGCAUGGUUCACUACUGACAGAAGAAAAUAUCAUGCAGUCACAGAUUGAUGAUGAUGAUCGAGUGUAUUGUGACAACUGUAAUACAUCCAUCGUCAACAUGCACAGAAGUUGUCCUAAUCCUAGUUGUAGUUAUGAUCUCUGCCUCAUUUGUUGCAUAGAACUAAGAAAUGGACUUCAUUGUGGAGAUAUUUCCACUAACAGCAAUGAUGGAGGGGCUGAUACCUCAUCUGAACUUUAUUGGAAAGCAAAUAUAAAUAGUUUGGUUCCUUGCCCGCCAAAAUCAAGGGGAGGCUGUGGCGCUACAAUUCUCUCAUUGAGACGCCUUUUUAAAGCUAACUGGGUGGAUGAAUUGAUCGGGAAUGCCGAGGAACUUACAAGCAAAUACAAGCCCCCUAAUGCUGAUUCAACUGAAGGUUGUUUAUUGUGCCAUAACUUUAGGAUUGAUACAGUACAGGAUUUUGAAAGGCAGGCGGCUUCCCGAGAAAACUGUCAUGAUAAUUUUUUGUUCUGCCCAAAUGCUAUGCACAUGGGAGAUAAAGAAUUCAAGCAUUUUCAGAUGCAUUGGGUGAGAGGUGAGCCUGUUAUAGUUAGGAAUGCUUUUGAAAAGGCUAGGGGCCUUAGCUGGGAUCCAAUGGUGAUGUGGAGGGCUUUUAGAGGGGCAAAGAGGAUACUAAAAGAGGAGGCAACUGUGGUCAAAGCCAUUGACUGCUUAGAUUGGUGCGAGGUUGAAAUUAAUAUCUUCCAGUUCUUCAAGGGCUACCUUGAAGGUCGUAGGUAUAGAAAUGGGUGGCCCGAGAUGUUGAAGCUAAAGGAUUGGCCUCCAUCAAAUGCCUUCGAAGAGUGUUUGCCUAGGCAUGGUGCUGAGUUUAUAGCUAUGCUUCCAUUUAGUGACUAUACUCAUCCCACAUCUGGUAUUCUAAAUCUUACUACAAAGCUACCUGCCGUUUUAAAGCCAGAUUUGGGCCCCAAAACAUACAUUGCAUAUGGAUCUUUGGAAGAGCUCGGUAGAGGUGAUUCUGUAGCAAAACUACAUUGUGACGUAUCAGAUGCGGUCAAUAUAUUGACACAUACAGCUGAAGUAAAAAGACCACCACAGCAAAGAAAAGCCAUAAUCAAAUUACAGAAAAAGCAUGAAGCUGAAGAUAUGUGUGCACUCUAUGACAGGAAGAAUGAAGGAUUGACUUCUUGUAGGAAAAAGCCAAAACGGCGCUGCCUGGAUACGAACAAGGGUUCUAAAAGCCCUAGAAAAGAAGACACUAUCGUGGGAGACUAUACUGUACUUAAAAGCCAGGUAUCAGAGGAAGAGAAUAUGAAUGAACAGCGGAAUGGUUCUGGAGAUUUGGGACCCUCAAGAGCAUAUACUGCAGCUUGCGCUCUAAAACGUGCAGCUUCUCCCAAACUUGAAAAAGAAGACUCUGAACGGACGCAUGGUGAAGUUAAGAAUGCUGUCCAAAAAAGCUCGUUAUCACAUGAUGGACAUCAUGAAGGAAUUUCAUCCCCUGACCAUAUUCUGUCUGGAACAUCCACAAAAGACAGUCAUGAAAAAGAAAAAACUUAUGCCUGGGUAAAUCAGGUCAAUUCAACAAAUUUUACAGAACAAUCUGAAUCAAAAGGCACGUGCAUGUGUGCUGAGGAGUCUCCUAAUGGAAUCAUUCCCAACGUUGAGCAUGAUUGUGACAGUUCCUGUGCUGAGGGGACUAACACGGGUCGUGACUCCAUGCUGCACAAGUCUUGUGAACAAGGUGCGAUAAAGGAUUUUGCAAGACAUUUGAAUCUUCUAGACUGUAAUCAGCCUGAUGUUAGAACAGAAGAAGAAAAACCAUACAGUCGGUUAAAUUUUGCAGGGGCAUGUUCUGAAAUCAAGAAUCACAAAAUUGAGUCACUUAGAAAUGAUACGAGAACAGCAAAAGCUUUCCUUGAAAAUGAUGAUGCGUUAGAGACCCAAUACGGGAGUGCUGUAUGGGACAUAUUUCGCAGGCAAGAUGUGCCGGUGCUGAUGGAGUACCUGAAAAAACACUACAGAGAAUUCCGCCACAUAAAUAAUCUUCCUGUGAAUUCUAUAAUACAUCCAAUUCAUGACCAGACUCUUUAUCUAAACGAAAGACAUAAAAAGCAGCUAAAGGAAGAAUUUGGCAUUGAACCAUGGACAUUUGAGCAACACCUUGGCGAGGCUGUUUUCAUACCUGCAGGGUGCCCGCAUCAAGUGAGGAAUAGACAGUCUUGCAUAAAAGUGGCUCUAGACUUUGUUUCACCUGAAAAUGUUCAAGAGUGUGUUCGAUUGACGGAGGAAUUUCGGCUGCUUCCGAAGAAACAUAGAUCGAAGGAAGAUAUACUGGAGAUAAAGAAGAUGGCACUGUAUGCUGCCAACGCUGCUAUAACUGAAGCCAUGAGAUUAAUGCGGAGGAUAUGAGUGAGUCUAAUUGUCAUCAUCAUACAAAACGUGGGAAACACUACAGGAAACCUGUAUUGUGCAGUGGUGGUUUUCCCCCUUUUGGUUUUGGAUAUGCAAGUUGUAUGAUACAAAGUAGGCCCCCUUUUUUUGUAUUUUACCAAUUCUCAACUUCAAUUUAUUGGCCUGGGAUCCUGGAGUGUAAAUGUGACAUGCAUGGAAUUGCGCUUUGUGCUUCUGAAAUAGGUUGCACUAGCAAGCUGAGUUGAUUUCAAGUUUGAUCCCUCCUCCGUGAAAAGAGGGUUAUUGGUGGUAGUGUAAGAAAAAGAACAAGAAUAAAAAUGAAAAGCCAAAUAUAAAUUUGAGAAA